Molecule: messenger RNA, 1929 nt
Organism: Peromyscus leucopus (white-footed mouse)
Lineage: Eukaryota; Metazoa; Chordata; Mammalia; Rodentia; Cricetidae
Product: enolase 4-like
Exons: 4
Coding region: 1398-1757 (119 amino acids)
Biological process (GO): glycolytic process
Cellular component (GO): phosphopyruvate hydratase complex
Molecular function (GO): phosphopyruvate hydratase activity; magnesium ion binding
Source: RefSeq, a predicted model, not a curated record
UUCAGGAGUACCUGUGUAUUUACAAGUAGCCUGGCUGAUGGAAGCCGGCCCUGCUGUGCCAGCCAACGCUUCGAUAGGUUAAUCAUAUAUCGUUUUCAUGUGCUCGUGGAAACAGAACUUUUAGAAAGCCAGAUAUUCCUCAGGCGAAGGCCAGUUUCUACGUAUGCAUACAAGUAGCGCGGCUGUAUUCUGAGGAGGUGUGAGAUUCUGAGGUUUCAGAAUGCAUUUGGAUGAAAGCCCUGCCAAGGGUCAUCUAAAGGCCAUGGAAGACCAUGUCCAAAGUGAACUUCAUGAUUUUAUGAAGUGGAGAACCACAUGUGUAUUGAACAGAUAUCCUCUGAGACAACUAAUUAGAUUCCAGACAACAGGAAAGCUAGAUCUAAUUUGGAGUUUCAGGGCUCCCCUCUCACAGCCUAGAGUCCUUACAGCACUCUCAGAAAAUACAGCUGAACUCAGGGCCUCGCUGGGCCUUGUAAUGACCAUCCUGAGACUGACCAUAGCUUCAGGGCUCCUGUCUCGGCUCUGCCUUCUAGGCAUGACAGUUACCGAAGCCUCAAUGCGGGUAGUACUUCCAGGUCAAAGCUGGAACAGCUACCCACUGCAUCAUAGCUCUGUCAAUGUGAGAGGACCCACCCACAGUCAGCAAAGAUGGACUGGCUUGAAAUCUGGUCCAGUGGCCAGGAUAACUUUGUGUGCAUGUAGGUAUAUGCAUAAACACACAUCUAAUUAAAUAUUUCAUGUCACACACAGUGGUGUCGCCAUCUUGUUAUUGACUAUUAACAGUGAAUAAUUAUUGACUAUUAAUACAAUAGUCUUAACAAAUAAAGAUGGCUUUUUCUUCAGGUUUUUGUUUGUUUGUUUCAUGGAAGUAACUGAAGAAUCUCCUAACCAGCCAGUGUUUAACUGUACUGUGGACAAAACAGUGGGUGGUGAUGGCUGGGCCUCAGCCCCAUAGGCAGUGUGGGAUAAUACUUCAGACACUAACGUUGUGGGGUUUUUGUGGUUUUUGUUUUUUCUCCACAAGAUCUUCAGGCUCAAAUUAAAUUACUUGGAGCUUCUCUCCAUGAAGCUUGUUAAUUUGUACGACAGUGGCACAGAGAUCCUUAGGGCACAGAUGUCAAGGAAAAUAUUUUAUGUGUUUCAGAGAAAGUGUGUGACUUGAUCGUAUGCUGUUAUUGCUGUUGUCAUGUGAUGGCAUUCAAUGCAUUAUAAUGAUCAACUCUUAAAUAUUUACCCAGGACGCUGAACAGUGGGACAGCAUCUAUAAUGCUCUUGCUUCCAGGUGCUACAUAAUUGCAGGGGCUGCUUCCAGAAGUGUCUCUAAACUCCUAGAGCACAGAAAUAUCAGCACCCCAAAAUCCCACGGGCUGAUCAUAAACCAUACAAACCAAACCACAAUGUCUGACUUGGUGGAAAUAACCCAUCUUAUCGACAGUAAGAAGCAGCUCGCCAUCUUGGGGAGCACGGAAGCAGAGUCCUCUGAUGACAGCCUCGUCGAUCUGGCUGUUGGACUCGGUGCCCGGUUUAUCAAGUUGGGGGGUCUUUCUCGGGGUGAACGGGUGACCAAAUACAACCGCCUCCUGGCUAUAGAGGAAGAACUCAUCCAGAGUGGAACAUGGGGUUCCAGUGAAGAACACAAUUUUGCUUCCUUUCAAGAGGAUGCUGAAAAGACACCAGAGGCUAUUGCCGAGGAAACUCUUGGGCCCCUGGACUCCAUCUUCCCCACGGAAGUUGUGGAGGAAUCAGCUAAACUGUGAGCCUCGUGGGGCUGGACUCCCAGGGGAUACCAAUACUGCAAGUGUUGUCUGUCUGUGGUGUGGAGUGUGUCUCCACACUGGCUCGACUCUUCACUCCACCAGCUCGUGCAUUCUUUUUAUUCUUUGGGUCUCACCGUUGGGAUAAAAUCUCUCUCUGAUGGUUUUGUCUGAA